Messenger RNA from Nematostella vectensis (starlet sea anemone), 1189 nucleotides. Its product is annotated as U8 snoRNA-decapping enzyme. Gene Ontology annotation, cellular component: nucleus. The record is from RefSeq and is a predicted model, not a curated record. Bases 118 to 744 code for a protein of 208 amino acids. NCBI's taxonomy places the organism in Eukaryota, Metazoa, Cnidaria, Anthozoa, Actiniaria, Edwardsiidae. Gene Ontology annotation, molecular function: phosphodiesterase decapping endonuclease activity; snoRNA binding. The transcript is spliced from 3 exons. Gene Ontology annotation, biological process: sno(s)RNA catabolic process; mRNA catabolic process.
UUUAGGAACGCCUGACUAAAACACAGGUUUAACUUUUCGAGUUUCGUGUAUUGUUUUUAUUAUUAAAAUAGCGAGUUUUUAUUCACCUUGAAGGUUGAUCGUGUGGUGUUAAACACCAUGUCGACAGGGAGGGUCAUAUCUCGCGCCAAUUCUCUCGCUCUUGUUGGGUACAGGCACUGUUGCCAUGUGAUGUUACAUACAUCUAUACCGGAGGACGUAAAAUUGUUUCGAUAUUACCCCAUCAAGAAUACCAUUUUGAUGCAGCUCAGGUUUGAUGGCAGAAUAGGUUUUUCUGGAGGCUUUGUUGAUGAUGGUGAAGACUUAGAGACAGCUGUUAACAGAGAAGUACAAGAAGAAAUGGGCCAGACUUCAACUCCUGUUGGGAUAACAGAAGAUAAUUAUGUCAUAACACAUGUACAAGAAGAGCAUAUUGCAGAACUGAAUUUGACAAAGAAACUCUGUCUACAUUUUUAUGCUAAAGAAGUACCCUUGAACCAGUUUCUUGAGCUGGAAAGAAGGAAUUCAACAACUUCAAAUCUUGAUUUUGAGGUUUUAGGAGCUAUUCGCUGCCCUCUCUAUACGCUAAGGGACAAGAAAGGGGGCUUACCAAGCUUUCUACUGCAUAACUUUGUUGGAAAUGCAAGACUACAACUUUUUAUUGGAAUUGAGAAAGAAAACCUAUUGAGCAGAGAGGAGCUACUUGAAGCAGUAAAGCUAAGUGGGACAAAUAUUGAGCUCCCCUAAAGUCUUUAGCAAAGCUGCCAGCAGCAAGGCAGGAAGGGGCAAGGGGGGGAGGAGUCACACAUUUCCCUCCUCUCAGCGUGGCUGUAGCAAAGCUGCCCUCUCUAGGGAUAUGGUAGGAAGGGUUGUAGGGGAGGGGGGUUAAGUCUCAGGCAAGAAUCUUUUCAAGCAGUCAUCUCCACUGGCUUUGCAGGAAGCGGCAUGGGAUAAUAAGGGAAGUCACACGCUUUCCUCCUCUCAGCAAGACUUUAACAAAAUAGAAAUAUCUUCGCUCACAGUCCCCUAACCCUAUAAUAGAAAGGGAUGGCAAAGUUUAUUUAUUUUCCUUGCUAUUCUUGCUGUUUUUACCAUGAAAAGUUGAGAAUAAUUCAAAAUUAAUGUAAAUACAAUGGUAUAAUGUAUAAUGUGCUUGUAUUGAAUGUACGUGAUAUACACCAAGCCGCUGGUA